Messenger RNA from Cricetulus griseus (Chinese hamster), 513 nucleotides. Lineage: Eukaryota; Metazoa; Chordata; Mammalia; Rodentia; Cricetidae. The record is from RefSeq and is a predicted model, not a curated record.
AUGAGCAGUAAAACUUGCUUCAAGUGUGGACGCCCUGGCCACUGGGCCCGGGAGUGUCCUAAAGGAGGAACUCGCGGGCGAACACCAAGAAGUCGUGGCCGAGGUCCUCAAUGCAGCUCUGCCAGCCAAUCUGACAUCUGUUAUCGCUGUGGUGAAACUGGUCAUUAUGCCAAGGACUGCGAUCUUCUCCAGGACACCUGCUACAACUGCGGGAAAAGAGGCCACAUCGCUAAAGACUGUACCCAGACUAAACGAGAAAGGGAGCAGUGCUGUUACAUCUGCAGCCGACCUGGUCAUCUGGCUCGUGAUUGCGACCGGCAGGAAGAGCAGAAAUGCUACACUUGCGGCGAAUUCGGGCACAUCCAGAAAGACUGCACCCAAAUCAAGUGCUACAGAUGUGGUGAGAAUGGCCACAUGGCGGUGAACUGCAGCAAGGCCAGCGAAGUCAGCUGCUACCGCUGUGGCGAGCCUGGACAUCUAGCACGUGAAUGCCCCAUUGAGGCUACUGCUUAG